AGUGGGCGGUGUUGUGCUGAAACUGCGAUGCAUCUCUUCAACUGGCCUUAAACAAAAUCGGCGGCUUAUUUCUAAGUAGGCGGCCGUUGAGCGAAAUAGCCCAAAGAGGACGUUAUUUGAGAGGCGCAAAGCAAAAGCACCGCAGCAGGUCCAACCAGCGGGGCUCGGUCACCCUGACGGCGAUAGCCCGGAGCCGGAGGAGGGAUAGCGGUGUCGGUCAGCCAUGGGUUUCCGCAAGAAGAACAAGAGCCCGCCGGUGCUAAGCCAUGAGUUUGUUAUCCAGAACCACGCCGAUAUGGUUUCGUGUUUGGCUAUGAUCAUCCUGUUGGGCCUGAUGUUCGAGAUGACCGCUAAAUUUGCCAUUAUGUUCAUCACGGUCCAGUACAACGUAACACUGGUUCUGGAUGAGAAGACUGAGCCUGUGAACCUUUACCAGUAUGGCCCUAAAGACAUUGCCACCAUAUUUUUCUACUUGCUCAUAGCGGUCAUACUCCAUGCCUUGAUACAGGAAUAUAUUCUUGAUAAAAUGAACCGGAGGUUACACCUGUCAAAAACCAAACACAGCAAGUUCAAUGAAUCUGGGCAGCUUGCGGCCUUCUACUUAUUCUCCUUCAUCUGGGGCUGUUUAACAGCGGAGGAAUUUGCAACAAAUCCUACUUUCUUAUGGGAGGGUUACCCACACACCCACAUGGUUUUCCAGGUCAAGUUCUUCUACAUUUGCCAAAUUGCCUAUUGGCUCCAUGCACUUCCUGAGCUGUACUUUCAAAAAGUGCGAAAGGAGGACAUUCCCCGCCAGCUCUAUUACAUUUGCCUUUAUGUUGUCCACAUCACUGGUGCCUAUAUCUUGAACCUCCACCGACUGGGUCUAGUGCUGCUGGUCCCUCACUACCUGGUGGAACUGCUGUUUCAUGCCUCGCGCCUCUUUUACUUCAGUGAUGAGAACAAGCAGAAGGGUUUUACUCUGUGGGCUUUACUUUUUGUCAUUGCUCGUCUUCUCACCCUCACACUCUCCGUUCUGACUUUUGGAUUUGGGCUGCCCCGUACAGAAAACCAAGGGUUUUCUCUGGCAGAAGGCAACUUCAAUGUGCUCACCAUCAGGAUGACCUGCCUGGCAGCUAUCUGCUUGACGCAGGCCUGGAUGAUGUGGAAAUUCAUUAACUUCCAGCUGAAAAAGUGGAGGGAGCAUAGCCAGAACCAUGCCUCAAAGAAAAAGGCAGUCAGCCCAAAGAGUAAGCCCCACAAGAGGGAGCCGGCCAGGGAGUUUUGUUUUGUUUUUGUUUUUUGUUUUGUUUUUGUUUUGUUUUUUUUUGUCUUUGUCAGGAGGUUCUGCCAAUGGCAUUGUGAAGCCCGAGGACAAGACGUCACCAAGGGCAAGAAAAACCAAAGCUUCGUAAAGAUGGAGGAAGAGGAAAACCAGGAUGAGGGGGGAUAUUUGUCAGUGCGACGCUAUCUAAUCACAGAUAUAAGUUCAGUCUGCUGUUAUCCAACACAACCACUUAAGCGCACUAUGAAACCUUACAUUACUUUCCCUUUGGGGAUGAAACUCUGGUUUGAAAAAUUCUCUGCGUUACUGUCUAUUUAAAAGGAUUCUUCAGUUGAGUUCCUUCCAGAUGGGAUGUCGGAAGGGCUGGUCGGUAAUUAGUUGGUUUUGAUGCUUUAAUUGGAUAGAUGUAGUUCUUCAAAGUGUCCUUUAGUGUAUAAUAGUCAUUACUCUUGACGGUACUUAAAAUGGAGCUGCUUUACUGCAGUAUUGACUCAACAUCAGAAUAUUAUAAGCAAGGCUCAGCAAUUUCAGUUUUUACCGAUUUUCACCGAAAAAUACCCAGAUUUUCAAACUGAUUUUCACCUGGAUUUUAUGUUUCCACGGAUCCAAAAGUUGUUCAUGUGCGCGUGAGGUUAUGUAACAGUGUCCUCUUGUGGUGAAAUUUGGCAUGCUGGGUGGCUUUGAAAAAUAAAAACCGAAAGCGCUGAGCCUUGAUUGUAAGAUAGAAGUCUGAUAUUAGGAACCAAACUAAUAACAGAAUUUUAAUUUCAGGUUGACUUGAUGUAAAGCCUUGGUGUACAGAAAAACUGUACCAAUUGUCUUCAUGUCAAGAUGGGGGCUUUAUACAGCCCUUUUGAUAAACUGGCCACAGGCUCACAUCCAAAAAUGUAUCCCGUCUUGCACCGCAAGAUGGCGCUUUCAUGUUCCGCUGUUGUCAGGAAAACUUGGUGAAACGAUACAAACUUAAUCGCUCUGGAAGAAUACUCACUAGUUAGGUAUUUGGAAUAGCUGUCAUCAGAUAACGGAAUAAGGCCCUUGGCAUUUAAUCUCUUGGUCAUUUACUGCCAUUACCUGACUCGCCGCUGCCAUAUGAAAUCUGGUGUAUUACAGGAUUGAGGGCACUUUUACUUGUCGCUUUGUUUAGUAAUUAGCUUCACCCCAGAUGAAGGGGAAUUAUCCAGGUUUGGGGUAUUUACCAAGAGAAGCUAUACUGUUAACCUAAGAUGCUGUGUACAGUAUGCAUACAGUCAAAUCUAUACUGGCAUGAUAGCAGAUAUAAGCAAGAGAAACUGACUGAAUGGGGAUGAAAGUCAGUCUUGUAUAUGAUAAUGUUGAUGCAUGAUGGUUAAGACUAAAGGCUAUGGCUUGUUUUGAACUACUGUUGAGUUUGCAUCUCUCUCUCACUCUUUCUCUCACAUACACACAAAUCGUUCAGUGGCCUUUUUACAACUGCUGCAAGAAGUAUUGAGUUAUUUAUUUUUGUCAUUUACUACAGAUGGGUCUUAUUUUAUAUGCUUUGGAAAGCUAUAACCAGCAAAGACAGUGGUACAUAGCAACUGCUUUCAGUUAUCCAAACAAUACAAUCCUCCUUCAAGUGUCCUUACGAUGUUGGCAGUCCACGUCACGAGUUCUGCUUUUCUUUAGUUUCAUUGGCCUUCUCUGCCUUUUUUUUUUUAAAUUUUUUUUAUUCUUGGUUAUCAGGGGACAAACUAUUCACCACUUUAUCAUAAAUUCCAUCCCAUGCUAAAAUGGGGGUUGUGUUUGUGAGGAGUCGUCUGCGUACGUGCGUGUUAUGCCUAUUGUGUGUUUGUGGAAUUAAUUUUGCUUGAAAGAUGAUAAUGAAUAUUAAUAUUGCUUGUCUCGUUAAACGCUGUUGCCUGUGUGCAUAGCAUGAAAUGUGACAAUCUGAUGUCAACUCUCACGCUGUCGUGCAAAUUUUAUAAUCCGAAUCCCAACCUCUUUUUACUUGGUUUGGAUUUGUCUCGGUUCUCGACAUGCCUCUGUAAGUAAAACACCGAGUUGUGGAUAGGUAUUUGUUCUCUAGGUUGUUGGUUUCUAAAUGCUUAUGUGUUAAUUGUUUCUGACCCUCACACUCCCCCAGCUCCAACCCUGAGUGAGCGAUUCUGUGACUUUUUUUUUUUUUUUUGCCAAAUCUGGGAUUGUUUGGGCCUUCCUGCUUCACCUUGCCAGUGAUCCUGACAUUGCUAUGAAACACACAUGUUGUACUGGUGCCCCCCCCCCCGUUUCCUCUUUAUGGGUCAAGUUCUGCAUAACCACUGUGCAUGCAAGCCCCUGCAUUGGAAGUACGGUACAAUUUGUCUGCUGACAGACAGACAGAAUUUGAAGUAAGGUCUGAUCCAUUUCCGACCAGGGAGUAAAAUAAGAUGCCAUUCGUUUCUCACUCCCUUUAGCGCUCCUUUUUGGGAGUCCGGUGGUCUUUUAGGCACUGUGUUUCUAUAUGGCAGUGUCAUAGGAGGGAAGGAGGAGCAGAUGACUUUUUUUUUUAAAUCAGCCUGUUAUUGAAUUGUCUCAGAUGUAAAAGAAAAAAAAAUUAUGACUCAGCCCUACACUGUAUUAAAAUAUGUGUCAGAUUUAAAAGCUAUUUUUAUAAAGGGGAAAACUGUUAGAUUUCACUGUUGUUAAGUACACAAGUGUGAAUACUUGUGCGUCCAUAUUGAUAUGAGUUUUUCUAUAAGAAUGAAGCUUGCUGACUUGUUAGUGUGGGUACAUAUUGUUGUAUGAGUGUAAAAAAAACACAAAAAAGAAAAAAAAACUUUCGCCCAGUGAUUGAUUUUAUCUUCAUGGCCUUAUUAGCACAAAGGAAACUCAGUCGUAUGACAAGGUUCUGUUGACACUACACUGCGGGUGUAUACUGCAGUAAACAGAAUUACAUGACAGGAAAACACGCUAGCGUAAUUACGCUUGUCAUCCACCCAUUUCAUUCAUUAUGGUCCAAUCUGCAAAGUUUCCCUAUAGUGCUUAAUUGCUCAAGGGUGACUUCCGCAGGCAUUUUAGUGUCGUUGAACACCGACAGCCCCACUUGUGCUUGCAGGUGAAAAGCCAGACAGAUGGGAAGCCAGGAUGGAGCGCUUGGUAGACUUUUCCAUUUCAUCAAGUGUCAUACCAUGGUCAGUGGAAGAUCAGCUUCCAGAACGUGAGCCACAGUGUAGUACAUGACCUGCUCGCUGUGAGAUACAGUAGCCUAUAAAAUCCCACUAGAAUGCACUUUUUGUAUUAUAUGCAUUGAGUCAGAGCACCAUAACACUUCUCACCUUGGGUUGUUUCUGCAUCGAUUCUCUUGUAAUUAUCAAUUGGCCUUGUUAGAUAGCGAUGUAUGCAUUUUAUUUCACUUUGUAAUUGAUAAAUAUUUAUAGAAAAAAACAAAAACCAAUGAUUCAACCUUUUCAACGACCUCUAGGUGGCAACAAUCAAUGCCAUUGACAGCGAGAUCCAUAUGAAAAAGAAAACUGUACUGCAGGUACACAAAUCUUAUUGAUUAGCAUAUUCUGAUAUUUCAUCAUGCACUGUCCUUGUUUGUUGUUAUUUUGCUGCUUGUUUAUAGAUGUUGCGAUAUAUUCCUUUUCAACGAUGUUGUCUGAAAUGCUCUGAUGGUAUAUAUUUAUGCAAAUUCUGGUGAGUUAUGUUCUUUUUCGUUGUCUCUAUUUUUUUAUUUCAUGUUUGAAUAAAGCCUUUGACGAUUAUACA
This is a messenger RNA of Lampris incognitus (smalleye Pacific opah), 4969 nucleotides long. RefSeq names its product Translocating chain-associated membrane protein 1-like 1-like. Bases 224 to 1582 code for a protein of 452 amino acids. The transcript is spliced from 11 exons. Gene Ontology annotation, biological process: SRP-dependent cotranslational protein targeting to membrane, translocation; protein insertion into ER membrane. Gene Ontology annotation, cellular component: endoplasmic reticulum membrane. The record is from RefSeq and is a predicted model, not a curated record. Lineage: Eukaryota; Metazoa; Chordata; Actinopteri; Lampriformes; Lampridae.